Fimicolochytrium jonesii is the source of this 1887-nucleotide messenger RNA. RefSeq lists its product as uncharacterized. The transcript has 9 exons. Gene Ontology annotation, cellular component: TRAPPII protein complex. Lineage: Eukaryota; Fungi; Chytridiomycota; Chytridiomycetes; Spizellomycetales; Powellomycetaceae. The record is from RefSeq and is a predicted model, not a curated record. Gene Ontology annotation, biological process: intra-Golgi vesicle-mediated transport. Bases 1 to 1887 code for a protein of 628 amino acids.
AUGCACUUGUCUCUAGUCGAGUCGAUUGUCGCCGACGCCCAGCUCGAGCUUCUCUUCCCUGCCACAGAUGCUCAAGAUGCAGGAAGCAUCCUGGGGGCGCCCGCGCGCAAAACAGCCUACUAUGAUGAGCGACUGCAUUGUUAUCUCAUGUUCCGGCCGUCCCAGGCGCCGAGUGCGACUCGUGUCACUCCGGCAAUGUUAGCAGAGAUAGCGGCUAAGGGCCUCGAUGCCCAGCUAUCCGCUACACUGAGCAACUCGGCCCCGGGAAGCUCCACACUGAAACCGAACUCUGUGACAGUGGCACCCCCUCCAGCGGCCCACCACCUGGGUCUUGGUCAGGGCGCACGACACCGCGCCGCGACGACAAACGUGCCUGUGGCGAGGAAGCCCACACGCCCGCCCAUGUCGCAGGCGGGAUACCUGGCUAGCCCAGUUCUCAAUAAGCGUACCACAUCAUUGAAGCCGGCGCUGGGACCGCCAAGUCCCGCUGCAAGCGCAGCCGCCGUGUCAUCCGAAAGUGCUCUCAAAACGCCAACGCCGCCUCCAAAGCCGAAAUGGAGAGGGACCAAGGAAGAAGUGUGCCAUACACAACAAUAUAGUCCGAUAAGCGUCUCUGGUGAACCGAUCCUGGUUGCCGAGCAGAGCUGCUGUCUUUUCCCGUUCAACAUCCCAAUAGGGAACGGAGAAGCGGAUCUCUGUGACGCCGACGACUUUGAUACCCCGAACCUGCUCGCGGGCCUAGCCAACGAUCCAAGUUUCAAUCCGGACAGGUUGCCAACACAUCGCCUUCCUCACCAUCUGCGCAAGCCCACCAUGGGCCUCCUUCUUUCCGUGCCACGGACGGUAAAGGCUUCAAUGAAGCUUUCUCCAAUCUUGGACAUGCGAUUGAACAUCGUCAACUCUGGAAACAACGCUGCAUUGCUCUCCUUUGCGUUGGCGAACAGGCUGGGCGACGGGCUAAUAUACACAGUCGAGGACGUGUCGACGGAUUUGACUAGCGCUGCUAUGACGCAAAUAGGGGCAUUAACGGCGAGAGAGAAGUUGUUAAGCCACGACGAAGAGCUGCAUGUGCUCUAUCAGGUGUCACUCCUGACGCAAAAGUAUGGGAUCAACGGCUCAAUGGAGAUUCCGAGCUUAAGCACGAGUCCAGCAACAUCCCGGGUUGCAUCCUUAGCCUCCUUGGCAUCCAACGGCGAUGGCGGCGCCGCCCCAUUGAAGCGCAAUCUAACCAUCACGAUCACCGGUUCCCCGACAAUCCCCGGGCUGCGGGGCCAAAGCAUAUCCUCACAUUGGUUUGCGCCUCUGACAUUCGAUAACAUGCCCGGCAAGACCAUGUUGAACAUAGUACCAACUUAUGUCCAGAAGCACGAUUUCCCGGAAAUGCCGAGCCACGCAGAGGAUGUUGAGUUCGAUGGACUGCAGUUGUCCCUUACCGUUCUCGGCCAGGUCCAGCUUCACAAGAUGUUCACGGUCCAGCUGUUCCUGAUGAACUGCUCGAAGGAUAUAUGGGACCUCACCAUUAUCAUUCCCAUGAAACCACAAGCGGCUCCCUCCAAGUCUGUUCCCUCCAAGUCUGUGGAUGAUGCGCCGCCAAGAUCAAAGGUUGGCCUGCAGUUCGAUUUAAGGAUGAGUGAUAAAGACCUACUUCGCAACUACCAAGCGCUGGAAAGCCGUGAAGUCGCCAUCGUGUGCCUAGAGAACUUCGUGGAACUCGGACCUCUCCGCCCCGGCGCCUGCGAGACCCUCAACCUGCAUUUCGUCGGCAUGAAGGGUAUGUUUCACUACAUUGACCAUAUACAGCUGCGUGACCGCAUUUCGGGGCGCACGCUGAAUCUGAGAGACGUGUGUGAGAUACAUGUGGAUACAACUGUGGGAGGUUGGAAAUAG